CGAUUCUAGACUGGCAUAAAGGGCCAUUUCACUGGAUUAUUGCAUCCUGAUCACUCAAAACUGGGUCCUGUAUGGAAACUACGGUAGCUACACUGCUGAGAUCUUGAAAUAAUUAUUCUAAAUAGGCUGUAGAUUAAUUAAAAACUUGUUUGAGAUUUUUGAAACCUGUUUCUAAUUUGUGUAUAUGCAAAACAGGGUGAUUUCAUUGCUUUUUUGCAUGCUGAUCCCACUAAACUGGGUCCUGUAUGGAAACUACAGUAGCUACACUGCUCUGGAUCUGAGGGGAAAUAUUCUAAAUAGAAUACAGGACCCAGUUUGGUGUGAUCAUUAUGCAAAAAAGCAGUGAAAUCACCCUUUGUUUUUGGCAUUUUCACAAAUCAGAAAAAGGUUUCACUUAAUUAAUAUACGGCCUAGUUAGAAUAAUUCUAUCCCGACUUGAUUAGUGUAGCUACUGAAGUUUCCAUACAGGGCCCAGUUUAUUGAGAUCAUAAUGAAAAAAUGCAGUGAAAUGGCCCUUUAUGCCAGUGGGGAAUCGGAAGCUGUGAAUCGGAAACCAACUUUAGCCUCGUGGUUUGGUGGGUUUCCUGUGUUGUAGCUUCUGCGUUGUAGCUUGACUUUUUCAUUUCUAGUUUAAAUGUUCUAGUUUUUUAGUUUUACCAAGACAUUCUUACUGUCUUAUCAAAAAGUAUCCACAGACAACACUGAAUAGGAGCUUCACUGAUUUGGACGGUCUAGCUGCUGAUAAGAAGAAGCCUAGCUUAACUGAAGUGCAGGACUUUCGUUUUCUCCCGUUCAGCGAACCGAACCUCGGCGGUUAUCUGGGGCAAAGGGAAACCACCUCUCCCCGCCGGGAUGCUGCUCGUCGUCCUGGUGUGCAGCUCGUUGCUGUGUGCCGCGGGUCAGGAGGUGGACCACGACUGGCUGGACCCUUACGACAUGCUCAACUACGACGCUAACACCAAAACAAUGAGGAAGCCUGCUGAGAUCGAGGACCAAAAGAAGAAGAUGGCGGUCAUGUCGCAACAGCCUACGUGUAAUCCGGUGUUCAAGAGGUUCCUGAGCAGGCUCCUGAAGGACAUACGCAGAGUCGGAGAGCCCAGCGACUCAACGGACGUCUUCUAUGACGCCAAAAUCAAGCUGUCCACGCCGGCCAUGAUGGAGAUCCAGUCGCUCCUGGAUGACGAGGACAGGUGGCGAACGGGGGCUCUGGACAAUGCCGUCAGUCAGAUUCUGGUAGACCUCAAACCUCAUGACUACGAAGCCUGGAAGUGGCGUUUCGAGGACACCUUUGGCGUGGAGCUCGACACACUACUGAAGAUGGGAGCGUUUGUUUUGAUCGUAACGACCAUCGUCUGCACCGAGAUCUGGUCGCACGUCUCUUGGUUCGUGCAGUUCAAGCGGCUGUUUGUGGUGUGUUUCGCCGUCAGCAUUGUCUGGAACUGGUUCUACUUAUACAAGAUUGCUUUCGCUGAGCACCAAAGCAAUAUUGUGAAGAUGGACAGUUUCAACGAAAAAUGCACAGGAGUGAAGAAAAUACAGUGGACUGACAAUUUAAAAGAAUGGUUCAGGAGUACUUGGACUCUUCAAGAUGACCCUUGUAAGAAAUACCACGAACUCCUUAUUGUCAAUCCAGUCCUGCUGGUCCCUCCAACAAAGGCCAUCUCGGUUACCAUCACAACCUUUAUCACAGAACCUCUGAAGCACUUGGGCCAGGGAAUCAGCGAGUUUCUUCGAGCGCUUCUGAAGGAUCUGCCCGUUACUCUGCAGAUCCCCGUCCUCAUCACUAUCGUGCUGUCUAUUUUGGUGGUUGUGUACGGGAGCGUCCAGGCGGCCUUCCAGCAUGGCAUCAUGGCUCCUCUGCGCGGUCCACGAAGGGACCCGCCCCCUCCGGAGCUGGGGCCCCCGAAGCCCCAACCUCAACCUCGCCCCUUAAGGAUGGAGGGCCACGAUGCCUUAGCCGGGGGGGAUGCACCGGCCCGCGCGCAGGCGCCCGCCCCAGAGCGCAUCCCGCGGGGCCAGGCCGACGACGUCCGGCUAAACAGGAACAACGUCCAUCAGCGGCGGCCCCGCAGGGUCAGGGAGCCACCGGCUCCCAUCGCCGUGGAGACCCUACGGACUGUAAACCCUCAGUACAGCGAGGAUGAGACGGACGCCGAGCGGCACGCGGAAAGCACCGAGGUAACGGAGAACCCGUCCACAGGGAUCCUGAGUCCUCCGUCCCUCCGAGGCAUGUCGAGACCGUCGGUGUUCCCGUUCAGGAGACGAGUCCCGAGGCAGAGGCGCCGCUGUAGGAGGCUUCACAUCUGAUGCAAAGAAGAAAAACCCGCAGGACUCACCUCCACUCAACUCCAAACCAUCUCCAAUCAUUGUUUUAGGAAGAGUUUGAUUUGCACAUUUGUCUGGUGUAAAGAAAAACACGACACCAGGCCGCUCAUGAAGCAGCCCAACGGAAAACGGUCAGCUUUGAAAUUUGGGCAUGAACUCGUUUUUGUCACUUUCAAGGAAGAGCAGCGUGUCUUAUUGACUUUUAGGAUAUGUUUGUGACUUUAAUGCAUCGAAGUCCGGCACACUUAAUCGGUUUUCUCUGUAAAGUGCCAACGUUUGGUAAACUGCACUAAAAGUGCCUAAUGCGUGCAGCAUGGCUCAGCGUAAAGAGGAAAACUCUGAAUAUAAUCAAAUCAGAAAAUAUGAUGUAGAAGUCUGAUUUAAUUUUUUUUUAUGUAUAGAUUUUAAAUACAUAGAGAUAUUUAUUUUUAAGGUGACAAUAAGGGAGAGUAGUAAAAGCACUAAAUAAUGCACCUGCAGGGUUAUUUAUGUAUUCUUCUCAUUUAUAGUAUUUUUGUCCCUUUUAGUCGUUAUUGAUUUUAUAGGCUUUGCAAGUUUUUAGUUAGUUUCUCUUAGUUCAACCUACUGAUGAUACCUGUCCAAGACUUGUGGACCUAACCUGACCUGUCAUCUCACAAUGAGUUCAACUCAUAACCACCAACAGCUGCAUGCAGGCUGAGAUGGGAAUUAUGCACUUAUCUGUGUGGACAUUUUUGUAAUAAAUUCUGCAGCAGACAUAAUGAAUGUCCUCAAAGUUUUAAUUGAGCUUUUUGUAAGAACAUCUUCCUGUGAAAUAGGCAUUUUCUAGAUUAUGCCAUUUUUAAAAAUGUGAAUUUUUUUUAGAUGUGGUAUUUUUUGUGACAAAAAUUAACAAUUUUUUCCUAUGUGGACCUUUUUUGCCAAGCAAAACCAUGUUGAAAGAUAAAGUUGGUGUGGUGUUGAGAUGGAGGUCUGUGGGGGUCGGUAUUAGCCAUCAUGUUUUCUGUCCUGGUUCAUGUGUUCAUGACAGGUUCAGUUUGGCUUAAAAGUUUUUCUCUGUCAGAAAUGUAAAAUUUCAAUACAUUUUAUUGGAAUUUACAGUUUGAAAAAUUACAUUCAGUUUAUUCAAAUAAAGUUUUAUUAAA
Messenger RNA from Menidia menidia (Atlantic silverside), 3449 nucleotides. The record is from the annotation of a GenBank genome assembly. Lineage: Eukaryota; Metazoa; Chordata; Actinopteri; Atheriniformes; Atherinopsidae.